AUGGACAUCGAUCUGGAUGGUGCUUCAGGAAUCCAAUACAAUUCCGAGUCGCCAGCCAACGAAUCUUCAUCCGAACUUCCAUCAGCACCUAGUCCUGAUGUCUCAUUCCAGCAGUUUGCUCAGCUCGGUGAUAACCACCUAGCACCGAAACAAAGCGAUCACCAGUAUCUCGGCGAACUGUCUUACGAACUCCGUCAACAAGGUCUUGUCUACCUACAUGACCAAUUGGACAAGAUGCAGCGCCAAGUUUCUCCAAAAUAUGGGCUUCUGCUUGACAAUAACGCACUCAACAAGCUGACGCAUGAUAUUGAAAGCAACGUCCUGCACAAUAUACACUCAGAAGUUAUGUCACUGCCUAAUCCACCCAACAAAGACUGGCUUGACCAAAAAUACAAGCUCGGUGUUCAAGCCGAGCAUAUAGCUUUGGGAGAGGAGCAGAGGUUCUUAGCGAGAGUCAGGGAUGAGGAGAUGGACAACGCCGAGGAAACCUCCAUCCCAGUUCAGGUCAACUCGAUAGAUGCGCCGCUCACCCAAGAAGAGCUUAACAUCAAUCAGCCUCUGAGCGCCCCACCUUCGCUGAAUGGUUUUCCUCACAAAAAAACGCGUGGACUUCAUGCAUCGCUUGUUUUGGACCAUGAAGCGCAAGAACCACGAAGCGGCAGCGAAAUUCAAAGAACGCUUGCUACCAUCUGA
Alternaria arborescens is the source of this 693-nucleotide messenger RNA. RefSeq lists its product as hypothetical. The transcript has a single exon. Lineage: Eukaryota; Fungi; Ascomycota; Dothideomycetes; Pleosporales; Pleosporaceae. The record is from RefSeq and is a predicted model, not a curated record. Bases 1 to 693 code for a protein of 230 amino acids.